Messenger RNA from Phragmites australis (common reed), 3958 nucleotides. RefSeq lists its product as uncharacterized. The coding region runs from base 398 to 3766 and encodes 1122 amino acids. Lineage: Eukaryota; Viridiplantae; Streptophyta; Magnoliopsida; Poales; Poaceae. The record is from RefSeq and is a predicted model, not a curated record. The transcript has 14 exons.
CGCAUCAUCUCCACUCCAGCACAGCUCUGCAUCACAUGCAGCCAUUGCCGUCCUCUUCCUCCUCUUCUCUUCCCCAUCCCAAUGGGGGUAGGGAGUUCUUUAACCUUUCACUUGCCUGCCUCUUCAGCCUCCAUUUUUACCUCACUGCUACUGCUCAGGAGGAGCCUUAAUAAUACUAGUACUAGUUACUAGUGAGCAGUCGGCACGGCUGUGCAGCAUUGCAUUCACUUCCCUGUCGCACUCGCAGGGUAUGUAUCCCCUGCCCUCCCUGCGACCCAACGCAUUCAGUAGCAGAGAUGCCCUUCUCUUCCUGCAACAUUGCAACUGUAGAAUCUGACUCGCUUGCUAGCUCAUAGAUAGGCCCAUCUCACAUCUAGUCCAGUACCUCAGAAGAAGGAUGGUGUGGAAGAGGCUGGGUGGCCUGCUGAGCAUUGCUCUGCUCCUUGUGGCGUCGUUUGCCCCACUCUGCUCCGGCGCCGGUGAUGUCGCCGUCAGCUUUUCCAACGCCCCGCGGCGCGUAUCCAAGUCGGCGUCCGCCAUCUUCGCCUUCCGAGCUGUGCUGAGAGGAGGCGGGCCUUGCGGGGACUGCACCAUCACCUGCCAGUUGGACGGUGAAAGGGCGUCGGACUGCGGGGGAUCUGCUGGGAAUGGCAUUGGAACGGAGAGGGUGAGCUACGCAGGACUCGAGGACGGGAACCACACCUUGGCAGUGUGCGCCAGCCGCCGCCGAGGAGGAGGAAGUCCAGCUCCCACCUGCGCCACCUACGCUUGGGAUGUUGACACUGUUCCCCCCACGGCGUCCGUCACGGCGGGGUCGCCAUUCACCAGCGCGUCCAAUGUGACGGCGCUCAUCUCCUUCAGCGAGCCGUGCCUCGGCGGUGGUGGAUUCGCCUGCAACCGCACUUACUGCGAUCUCAUCGUGUACGGCCCCGGUCGAGUGGAGCCGUCCACUCUCGAGGUUCUCCGCCCCGGCCUUCGCUACUCCGUCGCCGUAACCAUAUCUUCCGACGCGCAGUACGGGCGAUUGAUUCUGGUGAUGGGCAGGGGGUUCUGCACCGAUGCCGCCGGGCACCGCUUCACAAGGACGUCCAACUCCACUUUCACCCUCCAUUUCGACAGAAGGAAUGAUUCUAUGAGCAUCACCACUAGCAUUCCUGAGAAGCUGCUUCAGAUACAGGGCGCCGCAAGGGUUGUUGAAGCUACCAAUGAUGAAAAGGGCAUAAGAAUAUACCUCUCUUUCGCUCAACCAGUGCUCAAUUCGUCUGCACAAAUUCUAACCGUCCUUAAGGCAACUGAUGCCGUACUAACACCCACCAACAGAAGCACCCUCGGAAAUCGCCGGUUUGGCUACGUUGUGAACAAGAUAUCAGACACCGCUAUUGUGACUGUUGCCUGCAAUACAAGUUCUAUAAUCAGCAGACAGGGGACUCCAGUUUAUUCAGCAGAGCCAUUUACAUUUCUUUAUGAUACACAAAGACCUUCGGUUAAACUCGGCACGUCAACUUGGAGGACUAGUUCUCACGACAUCCCGGUUUUGAUAAAGUUUGCAAAGCCUGUGUUUAACUUCAGCUCCUCAGCAGUGCAGGUUUCAGGGGGCAAUCUGUUGAGCUUUCAUGAAGCUAGUAAGAGUAUAUACACGCUGCAGAUACAAGCAGUCGAGAAGCUGGUUUCCGUUCAGGUCGCUGAAAAUGCAGCCCAGGACGUGGCUGGAAACCCGAACCUAGCAUCAGACCGUCUUGAAGUGAGGCACUAUUCUGUUCCCGCAUCGUCAUCAUCAAUUGCGACACUCACCACUGUCGUAUUUGUGGUAACUGCUGUUGUUGCUACGCUCCUCACUGUCUCGACAUCGUCGCUCCUCGCGUCUGGAGCUAUCUCAAGGCCCUCUUCUUAUAUGAUCUCGGAGCCAUCAAGAAAUCUUUUGAGAAUGGCGUGCCACAUCCAAAUCUUUGCUCUGUCGAGAUGGCUGUCCGUUAAUUUGCCGAUCGAGUACUAUGAGUUUGCAAGGGGGAUAGAAUGGACCAUCCCUUACAUGCACCUCCCAUGGGAAGGUCCAGCUGCAGAUCCAUUUCUGGGGUACUCCACAAUGCCUGCCAUUGCAUACUCGGAGCUACUAGACAGGAGUGCUGUAGGAGCUGACAUCUCCUAUCCUCGUGCACAAGGUCAGCCGGCGAUGCCAACGCAAAUCCCAGGAGAGUCGAUAAUACCAAUGGAAAUCCCGGGAGACGGGGAGCCGACGAUGCCAAUACAGAUCCCGUUGGAUGGGAAGCCGCUGACUGCAAUGGAGUACCGGUCUUUCUUUGAGAGCCCGGACAUGAAGCCUGAAGCACAGAUUAUCAUGAAGCUACAAGAUUUGGACGGGUGGAAAUACUUCGGCAGGAACAUGCUCUGGCUGGGUGUGAUCGGGGGCGGUCUGAUCCUUGUGCACGCUCUCACCCUUGUGUACUUGAGACUACGAUACAAAGACAAGGAGCAGCGGCAUGGUUACGGAGCACUAGUGCUCCCCAGGUUCGAGAUCAUGCUCGUUAUCCUUGCAAUGCCGUGCAUCUCUCAAGCGGCCGCAGCACUCAUCAGAGGCGGGACGACGGGAGGGCUGGUGGUGGGGAUCGCGCUGACCGGCAUCCUGACGUCGUUCCUGGUGGGUCUGCUGCUGUUCCUGUCGCUGGGCAUCACCAUGGGCAGGCUGCUGCAGUACAAGGAGGUGCACCAGGAGGGGCAGGAGUACCACUGGUACCAGGAGCUCAUCCGCCGCACGCUGGGCCCCGGCAAGCGCGGCCAGUGGACGUGGAAGGACCCGCGCCGCACCGCCUGCCUCGCCAAGCUCGGCCCGCUCUUCGAGGACCUGCGCGGCCCGCCCAAGUACAUGGUCACGCAGAUCGGCGGCAGAGCUGGGAAGCGCGCGGGAGCUGGAGAGCGGAUCAUGGCGUCAGAGGACGAGAACGAGGACGCGGAGGCGCCCUUGAUCCAGAAGGUGUUCGGAGUGCUUCGGAUCUACUUCACGCUCCUGGAGUCGGUGAAGCGCGUGGCGGUGGGCAUCGUGGCCGGCGCGCACGCGUCGUCGGACCGGUCGUCGCGGGCGCACGCGUUGGUGGUGCUGUCGAUCGCGUCGUUCCAGCUCUUCUUCAUGGUGCUGAAGAAGCCCUUCAUCAAGAAGCGGGUGCAGCUGGUGGAGAUCGUGUCUGUGGCCAGCGAGGUGUUGGUGUUCGCGGCCUGCCUCGUGCUUAUCGACAGGAGCAACAGUAGUAACGGAGGGUGGCUGCCCGACGGCGAGGAGCGCGGCGUGGGGCUGGCGAUGCUGGGCGUGUUCGUGUUGGGAUUCGCGGCGCAGGUUUGCAACGAGUGGAACUCGCUGUACCAGCAGCUGCGGUGCCUGAGCGCGGACCGGAGCUCGUUCCUGGAAGGCGCCAAGGCGGCGUCCGCCGGGCUGCUGCUGCUGGUGCUGCCGUCGUCGGUGCUGGGCGACCGGGUGAUGAUGAUGAGGCAGCAGCAGGAGCAGGAGCAGGAGCAGGCGCCUCCGCCUUCUGACGGCGCGGGCGGGGUGAGGGCCGCGGCGGCGUCCCAGGGGAGCAGGGGAGGGAGCGAGGGCGUGGAGAGGGUGUCCAACGAGCGGUGGUGGCUUCGGCAGCUGCAGGAGAUGGCAAGGGCGAGCUUCAGCAAGGAGGGCGGCGGGUUGGCGUUGGCGGGCGAGGCGUCGUGCAGCGGGACGAAGGCGAAGCCCAGGUCGAGGGGCCUGUACAACGAUCUGGAGGCCAUCUUCUCCAACAGGUGAGGAGAGGUUCAUCGUUGAGGCCAGGGCGCCUCCAAAAACCCAAAUGGAGCGAGCUCCAGCUCCUAGCUGAGCUUAGCCAGAGAAGAAGCACCGCCCGUUCCGUACAGGAUUGGGAUUAUAUUGCAUGCAUGCGUUGUAUGUACGGGAUUACUAUGCAAUGCGAAUGCGAUGUACAUGUAUUCUUUUGGUUCA